Messenger RNA from Closterium sp. Naga37s-1, 4017 nucleotides. The record is from the annotation of a GenBank genome assembly. Lineage: Eukaryota; Viridiplantae; Streptophyta; Zygnematophyceae; Desmidiales; Closteriaceae.
AUGCGCUGCCCCACUGUUCCUUUGUCUCCCUCUCAUGCACAAUGCGCUGCCCCACCGUUCCUCUGUCUCCUGGCAUUGCUCUCUGCGCGUGCCUCUCCUUUGCGUGUGCCUCUCCUCUGCGCGUGCCUCUCCUCUGCGCAUGCCUCUCCUCUGUGCGUGCCUCUCCUCUGCGCGUUCCUCUUCUCUGCGCGUGUCUCUCCUCUGCGCGUGACUCUCCCCUGCGCGUGCCUCUCCUCUGCGCGUGCCUCUCCUCUGCCAUGCUCUGCUGCACGCAACGCUGCCAGCCAUGGAUGCAUGCUGCCCCCAACCGCAUGUGGUGGUGUUGACGAACGGCCCCUUGUCCGUGCUGCGUGCAGGUGGAUGCCGUGGAACUACCUGGACGGCAGCCUCUCAGAAUACCUCAAAUACUUCUCUGCGCUCACCAACUUGAAUCAACUGGCCAUGCAGUACAUGUUCUUCUCCGGCACAUUCCCCAGCCUGCUCACCUCUCUGCCCAGCCUCACCAGCCUGUCGCUGCGCUUCAACUACCUGACGGGCUCGCUGCCAACGAGCAUCACAAAGAUCAAGUCGCUGGACAUCUAUCAGAACUACUUCGUCGGCUCCAUUCCCUCGGGCACCUGGUCCUACUGCGAUGCCGGAAAUAACUGCCUCAUCAGCGUGGGCAACUGCCAGAGCAACUUCCAGAGGUCCUCGUGCGCUAUUUGCGGCAGCACUGACGGCACCGGCACUCUGUGCGCAGUGGGGCAAGCGUGUGUGCCGAGCUCUGACGCGAAGAUUGCAGCGGCGGCGGCCAUGCUGAGCAUCAAGGCAGCCAUAGCUGCGGCCCUGCUGAGCAUCAAGUCGGCUAUGGGGCUCACAUACACCACGUGGGCCGCCACCAAUCCGUGCACUCUUGACGGCACUACUGGCAAAGCGGGGGAGUGGGAGCGCUGCUCUCUGCCCGUGCCUCUCCUCUGCGCGUGCCUCUCCUCUGUGCGUGCCUCUCCUCUGCGCGUGCCUCUCCUCUGCGCGCGCCUCUCCUCUGCGCGUGCCUCUCCUUUGCGUGUGCCUCUCCUCUGCGCGUGCCUCUCCUCUGCGCGUGCCUCUCGUCUGCCAUGCUCUGCUGCACACAACGCUGCCAGCCAUGGAUGCAUGCUGCCCCCAACCGCAUGUGGUGGUGUUGACCAACGGCCCCUUGUCCGUGCUGCGUGCAGGUGGAUGCCGUGGAACUACCUGGAUGGCAGCCUCUCAGAAUACCUCAAAUACUUCUCUGCGCUCACCAACUUGAAUCAACUGGCCAUGCAGUACAUGUUCUUCUCUGGGACAUUCCCCAGCCUGCUCACCUCUCUUCCCAGCCUCACCAGCCUAUCACUGCGCUUCAACUACCUGACCGGCUCGCUGCCAACGAGCAUCACAGAGAUCAAGUCGCUGGACAUCAAUCAGAACUACUUCGUCGGCUCCGUUCCCUCGGGCACUUGUGGCGGCCAUGCUGAGCAUCAAGGCAGCCAUGGGACUCACCAAAUUGUCCUUCCCUCGUUGUUCCCUGUCUCGUGCGCCUCCGCUUUCCCCUGCCUGCCCUCCCCUACCCGCCCAUCAGCUGCGGCCCUGCUGAGCAUCAAGUCGGCUAUGGGGCUCACAUACACCACAUGGGCCGCCACCAAUCCGUGCACUCUUGACGGCACUACUGGCAAAGCGGGCGAGUGGGAGCGCGUGAGCUGCACGGCUUUCGGCCGCGCAUACGUGAUAAACCUGGACUCCGCAGGACUCCAGCGCAAGAGCUUCCCCGCAAACAUCUCCAAGCUCACAGGGCUUGGCUCGGUGUGGAUGCCGUGGAACUACCUGGAUGGCAACCUCGCAGAAUACCUCAAAUACUUCUCUGCGCUCACCAACUUGAAUCAACUGGCCAUGCAGUACAUGUUUUUCUCCGGGACAUUCCCCAGCCUGCUCACCUCUCUGCCCAGCCUCACCAGCCUUGGCGCCUCCCUUCCUUCUCGUUCCCAAUCGCACGCGCCUGACAUGAACACGCUCGCUUUCUGCCCCUCCUCUGUCCUCCGCGCACAUAUUCACUUCCCUGUGCGCACAUAUUCACUUCCCGGUGCUCACAUAUUCACUUCCCUGCGCUCACAUAUUCACUUCCCUAUGCGCACACAUUCAAUUCCCUAUGCUCACAUAUUCACUUCCCUGUGCUCACAUAUUCACUUCCCUGUGCGCACACAUUCACUUCCCUGUGCGCACAUAUUCACUUCCCUGUGCUCACAUAUUCACUUCCCUCUGCUCACAUAUUCGCUUCCCUGUACCAUUUCCCCAAGUGAACCCCCCUUCCAUUCCCUUUCCUCCUCCAUCCGCCCAUUAGCGGCGGCCAUGCUGAGCAUCAAGGCAGCCAUGGCUGCGGCCCUGCUGAGCAUCAAGUCGGCUAUGGGGCUCACAUACACCACGUGGGCCGCCACCAAUCCGUGCACUCUUGACGGCACUACUGGCAAAGCGGGCGAGUGGGAGCGCGUGAGCUGCACAGCUUUCGGCCGCGCAUACGUGAUUGCUCUCUGCGCGUGCCUCUCCUCUGCGCGUGCCUCUCCUCUGCGCGUGCCUCUCCUCUGCGCGUGCCUCUCUUCUGCGCAUGCCUCUCCUCUGCGCGUGCCUCUCCUCUGCGCGUGCCUCUCCUCUGUGCGUGCCUCUCCUCUGUGCGUGCCUCUCCUCUGCGCGUUCCUCUCCUCUGCGCAUGCCUCUACUCUGCGCGUGCCUCUACUCUGCGCGUGCGUCUCUUCUGUGUGUGCUUCUCCUCUGCCAUGCUCUGCUGCACGCAACGCUGCCAGCCAUGGAUGCAUGCUGCCCCCAACCGCAUGUGGUGGUGUUGACCAACGGCCCCUUGUCCGUGCUGCGUGCAGGUGGAUGCCGUGGAACUACCUGGAUGGCAGCCUCUCAGAAUACCUCAAAUACUUCUCUGCGCUCACCAACUUGAAUCAACUGGCCAUGCAGUACAUGUUCUUCUCCGGGACAUUCCCCAGCCUGCUCACCUCUCUGCCCAGCCUCACCAGCCUGUCGCUGCGCUUCAACUACCUGACGGGCUCGCUGCCAACGAGCAUCACAAAGUUCAAGUCGCUGGACAUCUAUCAGAACUACUUCGUCGGCUCCAUUCCCUCGGGCACCUGGUCCUACUCUGCGGCCCUGCUGAGCAUCAAGUCGGCUAUGGGGCUCACAUACACCACGUGGGCUGCCACGAAUCCGUGCACUCUUGACGGCACUACUGGCAAAGCGGGCGAGUGGGAGAGCGACUCCAGCGCAAGAGCUUCCCCGCAGACAUCUCCAAGCUCACGGGGCUUGGCGCGGUGUAAGUGCUCUCUGCGCGUGCCUCUCCUCUACGUGUGCCUCUCCUCUGCGCGUGCCUCUCUGCGCGUGCCUCUCCUCUGCACGUGCCUCUCCUCUGCGCGUGCCUCUCCUCGGCGCGUGCCUCUCCUCUGUGCGUUCCUCUCCUCUGUGCGUUCCUCUCCUCUGCACGUGCCUCUCCUCUGCGCGUGCCACUCCUCUGCGCGUGCCUCUCCUCUGCGCGUGCCUCUCCUCUGCGCGUGCCUCUCCUCUGCGCGUGCCUCUCCUCUGCGCGUUCCUCUCCUCUGUGCGUUCCUGUCCUCUGCGCGUGCCUCUCCUCUGCGCGUGCCUCUCAUCUGCGCGUUCCUCUCCUCUGUGCGUUCCUCUCCUCUGCGCGUGCCUCUCCUCUGCGCGUGCCUCUCCUCUGCGCGUGCCUCUCCUCUUCGCGUGCCUCUCCUCUGCGCGUGCCUCUCCUCUGUGCGUGCUUCUCCUCUGCGCGUGCCUCUCCUCUGCGUGUGCCUCUCCUCUGCGCAUGCCUCUCCUCUGCGCAUGCCUCUCCUCUGCUUGUGCCUCUCCUUAGUGCGCACCUCUACUCUGCGUGUGCCUCUCCUCUGCGCGUGCCUCUCCUCUGCGCGUGCCUCUCCUCUGCGCGUGCCUCUCCUCUGCGCGUGCCUCUCCUCUGCGCGUGCCUCUCCUUUGCCAUGCUCUGCUGCACGCAACGCUGCCAUCCAUGGAUGA